CCACAAAGAAUGGACCUUCGCACCUGAUCAACACUCUGUAAUGGGUGUAGACUCAUGCGAAGCGGUCUGUGUUUCUGGUGGGUAUUCAUCUCUGGCAAAAAUCCUGCUCGAGGAUUGGUCGAACAACCAUCUAAGGUACUUUCUCUGCUCUUGUUGGACAUGCCAUCAUCCCUUGUCCCGCUUGUUGGCUCCCCUGCGCGCAAUGAGGGCUUCAAAUGAUGUACGACGUCUGUUACAGUCAUCUUGCUGUACCAAGAAUUGGCAAUGCCCGCCAGGUUUGUCGGUAGUUUCACGCCGAAAUCGUCUUUGUCAAGCCUUUAGCAAAUCCGAAAGUAUUUGUUCUUGACUGUUGGUUGCCUCCGUUCAGGGGGGCAAUGGCGUGGGAGAACGAUAGUGCUAUUUGAUUUACCCCAGCAGUUCUUUCACAUCCCUCGUGAAUAACCGUUCGUAUCGUCUUCGUCACUCCGUGUUUUCUAUUCCGCCCUGCAGAAUGAACAAGCUGAAAAGCGGGGGACCAAUCCCCAUGCAGUGUUUACAAGAGAAUGCGGGGUCGGUCAUUGUACUAGCAUGGGGUCGAUGACCGAUCAUUGUGGUGAUCGCUUUAUUACCAGCCACAAGAAAUGAUUUCGUGGACAGAAUUCGAUAGGUCGGCCGUGCGGGUUGACGAUUGCCGGUCCCGGCGGACUAGAUACCUUCAUAUACUCCAAGGUCGUUAUGAGAAUCUACAAGUCCACCCUUCCCCCGGUCGAGACACGAGAAGAGUCCAUCUUCACACACCUCUUCGCGACGACCUACUCGAAUCACCCAUCAUCGUUGCCCGCUUUCACAGAUGCUGCAACGGGACUUACGCUCACGAGGGCUGAGCUCAAGAAGCUUUCCCUCUCAUUGGGCUAUGGACUUCGUCAAGAGUUCUCCAAGCUCGGCGGCGUCACUCUCGACAGAGGAGAGACCAUCAUGAUAUUCAGCCCUAACAGUAUUGCCUGGCCCGUGAUGGUCUUCGGUUCUCUUGCCCCAGGUCUUCGUACCACACUCGCAAACAGCAGUUACACUGCAGGUGAACUUGAACAUCAAUGGAAAGACAGCGGCGCCAAAGCGGUGUUCGUUCAACCAGCGCUGUUAUCGACCGCGUUGGAGAUGUUCAAGUAUCUGGGACUCGAUCUGUCGCAAGCCAGAAGGAGGAUCAUCCUUGCUGAUUUUGGAAUUCCGAGCAGUGAGCAGUUGCCGGCUGGGUUCGUGAAGCUGUCAGAUUUAUUGGGAAAGGGAAGCUUGAAUGAGGAGGAGAAGUUCCCGGGGAAGCAAUCGAAUGAGACGGCAUACUUGUGUUAUUCCUCGGGGACUACGGGCAAGCCGAAAGGUGUCGAGACGACGCAUUUUAACAUCGUCGCGGUCAUUAACAUCGUGCGAGCUCUUUACCCCAAAACCGUCCCCGGAGAGGAUGUCAUGCUUGGUGUUUUGCCGUUCUACCAUAUCUACGGCUCCGUAAAGCUACUUCUCUUCCAAUUCCUCCUCGGUGUCCAAGUCGUCAUCAUGUCCAAAUUCGACCCAGUCGAGUUUUGCCGAAACACGGAGAAAUAUAAGGUCACGAUCGCGCUGAUCGUUCCUCCAAUUUGCCUGGCUAUUAUACACCAUCCAGCGACGACGAAAUUCAACAUGAAAUCCCUCAAGUACCUGACCUCGGGUGCAGCACCACUCAGCGGCGAACUUGCCCAGGCUACUCGGGAGAAACUCAAGUCCGUAGGUGCAAGUACGCUCAUUAACCAAGGUUAUGGUUUAACGGAAACUUCUCCAACAACGCAUCUCUGUCCGAUGGAAGAGGCGAUCAAACGACCCAAGAGUGUCGGUCUCCUUCUACCCAACUUGGAAGCGCGACUCGUGAAUGAUGAUGUGAACGACGUGGAGGACGGCGAGUCUGGAGAGUUGUGGGUUCGUGGGCCUAGCGUCAUGAAGGGCUAUUUGAACAAUGAGGAGGCAACGACGAACGCGAUCACACCAGAUGGGUGGUUCAAGACUGGAGAUAUUGCAGUCAGGGAUAAGGAUGGGUAUUGGUACAUUGUUGACCGGAGGAAGGAGUUGAUCAAGUACAAGGGCUUCCAAGUACCUCCAGCAGAGCUUGAAGCCAUCCUCUUGACGCAUCCCCAGAUUGUCGAUGUCGCUGUGAUUGGUAUCAACUCGGAGAAGGACGCGACUGAGCUUCCGCGGGCGUACGUCGUACACGCGAAAGCUAUCAGGGGUGACGCAGCUCGUCAAUUUGGCAAAGAGGUCCAGAAGUGGAUACAGUCCCGAGUUGCAAGGCACAAAUACCUUCGAGGAGGCGUGAUUGUGAUUGAUGCUAUACCCAAGAGUGCCGCUGGGAAGAUCCUCCGACGAGAGUUGAGAGAGCUGGCGAAGAAAGAGAUAUUGUCGUCACCAGAGUUCAAGGCCAAGCUUUAGUCAAUCUUUUUAUUUGUUUGUUUAUUUGCCGUCCUCCUCUGGGUGCUUCUUUUGUUGUUCAUUAGCGCAUGUAUCAGUAGUGUAGUUGCUGGGAAUACUUAUUCUCAUUUGUUUUGGUCAUCCCUGCCU
Somion occarium is the source of this 2559-nucleotide messenger RNA. NCBI's taxonomy places the organism in Eukaryota, Fungi, Basidiomycota, Agaricomycetes, Polyporales, Cerrenaceae. The record is from the annotation of a GenBank genome assembly.